Caretta caretta (loggerhead turtle) is the source of this 3043-nucleotide messenger RNA. RefSeq names its product protein kinase N1 (gene PKN1). The record is from RefSeq and is a predicted model, not a curated record. Gene Ontology annotation, molecular function: protein serine/threonine kinase activity; small GTPase binding; ATP binding. Lineage: Eukaryota; Metazoa; Chordata; Testudines; Cheloniidae. Gene Ontology annotation, biological process: protein phosphorylation; signal transduction.
GCGCACAGACCCAAGGACGGACGGGGGUCCUGGCCUGGAUCCCCCCCAGGGCCAGGAUGUCGUUCUCCGAGUCAGACUCCUGCUCUGAGCACGAUCUGGAGGGCGAGCAGAGCUGGUCGGUCCUGGAGCAGCUGGCGCUCGAUCCCAGCCCCGACCUGGCGGCCAGCAGCGUCCAGCAGCGCCUGGACGAGGAGAAGGACCGGAUCCGGCGCGAGAUCCGCAAGGAGCUGAAGAUCAAGGAGGGGGCGGAGAACCUGCGCCGGGCCACCACCGACCGCCGUAACCUGGCCAGCGUGGAGAGCCUGCUGCGCGGCUCCGACCGCAAACUGCACCAGCUGCACUGCCGGCUGCAGCACCUGGACGCCCACAUCAUGGUCAAGGAGCCUGAGGAGAGCGGAGAUGCCCCCCAGUCGCCCAACAGCCUGAGCCGCUCGGCCGCCAACAAGCACCGCCUGGCCGGGCUGGAGAAGCAGCUGAACAUUGAGCUGAAGGUGAAGCAGGGAGCAGAGAACAUGAUCCAGAUGUACGCCAAUGGCUCCACCAAGGACCGGAAGCUGCUGCAGACAGCCCAGCAGAUGUUGCAAGAUAGCAAGACCAAGAUCAACAUCAUCCGCAUGCAGAUCCGCAGAGCCGCGCAGGCCGACGCGAUGCCGCCCGACGGCGAGGAUGGGCAAGGGAACCUGGACCUGACCUGCACGGAGCUGCGCAUCGAGGAGCUGCGCCACCAUUUCCGCGUGGAGCACGCUGUGUCCGAGGGGGCCAAGAACGUGCAGCGGCUGCUGGGCUCUGCCCGGACGCCGGACCGCAAGGCCAUGGCUGAGGCCCAGGCGAAGCUGACCGAGUCGAGCCAGAAGCUGGACCUGCUGCGCCUGGCGCUGGAGCGGCGUGUGGGGGAGCUGCCCGAGGAGCACCCCAAGGGCUGCAUCGUCAAGGAGGAGCUGAUCAUGGCCUCCUCGUCCGCCUUCAGCGCCCGCAACAGCACCCCCUACCAGCACAACCAGUACAGCACGCUCUGCAAGCCCUCGCCCCUCACAGGGAUGCUGGAGGUGCAGCUGCUGGGCUGCAGCGGGCUGCUGGAGUCGGUGCCUGGCCGGACCCGUGGUGCUACGGUCUCGCUGCCCUGCAACAACCCCGGCGAGGUGCGCCCCUACUUCAUGAACCGCAGCGGGCGGGGGCUCUACAGCCGCAGCGGCAGCCUGAGCGGCCGGACCGUCCUCAAAUCCGAUGACUUCAGCAAUGAGGUGAGCGCCGUGCUGAAGCUGGAUAACACUGUGGUGGGGCAGACGGCCUGGAAGCCUGUGGGCCAGCAGGCCUGGAACCAGACCUUCGCCCUGGAGCUGGAGAGGGCGCGGGAGCUGGAGAUCUCAGUGUACUGGCGGGAUUACCGCAGCCUUUGUGCCUUGAAGCAUCUCAAGCUGGAAGAUUUCCUGGAUAACCAACGCCAUGAGAUCCACCUGGACCUGGAGCCCCAGGGCACCCUGCUGGCUGAGGUGACCUUCUUCGACCCUGUCAUUGAGCGCAUCCCCAAGCUCCAGAGGCAGAAGAAGAUUUUCUCCAAGCAGCAAGGCAAGGCCUUCCUGCGCGCCCGCCAGAUGAACAUUGACAUCGCCACGUGGGUGCGGCUGCUACGAGGCCUCCUGCCCACCACCAGCUCCACCGGUGCCUACAGCCCCUCGGCCCACAUGCCCGCCGGGCCCGGCUCCGAGGGCCACCACAGCCUGGCCAGAGACUUCUCCAUCGAGAAACUGACCCUGGACAUUGAUAAGCCGCAGCAGGAGCAGCCAGGCCAGCCGGCCGAAGGUGGGGAGCGACCGGAGAGGGGCGCACUGAGCCCGCAAGCAGGAGACAAGGAGCCGGUGCCUGGAGGAGACACCCAAAGGCCUGGGAAUAGCACCCUGCACAGGACGACGCCCUUGACGCUGGAUGACUUCAGGUUCCUGGCCGUGCUGGGACGCGGGCACUUCGGCAAAGUGCUGCUCUCUGAAUACAGCCGCACAGGGGAGCUCUAUGCCAUCAAAGCCUUGAAGAAGGGCGACAUUGUGGCACGGGACGAGGUGGAGAGCCUGAUGUGCGAGAAGCGGAUCUUCGAGACGGUGAAUAGCUCGCGGCACCCGUUCCUGGUGAACCUCUUCGCCUGCUUCCAGACGCCCGAGCACGUCUGCUUCGUCAUGGAGUACACAGCCGGCGGCGACCUCAUGAUGCACAUCCACACCGACGUCUUCACCGAGCCACGGGCCACGUUUUACGCUGCGUGCGUCGUCCUUGGCUUGCAGUUUCUUCACGAGCACAAAAUUGUGUACAGGGACCUGAAGCUGGAUAAUUUAUUACUGGACAAGGAGGGUUUUGUGAAGAUCGCAGACUUUGGCCUGUGCAAGGAAGGGAUGGGCUAUGGCGACCGCACCAGCACGUUCUGCGGGACCCCUGAGUUCCUGGCGCCCGAGGUGCUGACAGACACAUCCUACACCCGCGCCGUGGACUGGUGGGGGCUGGGCGUCUUGGUUUAUGAGAUGCUGGUGGGGGAGUCCCCAUUCCCAGGUGACGACGAGGAGGAGGUGUUUGACAGCAUCGUGAAUGAUGAGGUGCGGUACCCCCGCUUCCUGUCCACCGAAGCAAUCGGCGUCAUGCGCCGGCUCCUGCGCAGGAACCCGGACCGGCGCCUGGGCUCCAGCGAGCGGGACGCCGAGGACGUCAAGAAGCAGCCGUUCUUCAGGUUCAUUGACUGGGAGGCCCUGCUGGCCCGGCGGCUCCCUCCCCCCUUCGUCCCCGUCAUCAAGGGGCGUGAGGACAUCAGCAACUUCGACGAGGAGUUCACGGCCGAGGCACCCGCACUGACGCCGCGCGAGCCGCGCCCGCUCACCGCCGCCGAGCAGGAGGCCUUCCGCCACUUCGACUACCUCGCGGACACCUGCUAGCCCAGGGGAGAGCUGGGCCGCGGGAACGGACGGAGGGUUUCUCACCAGCACCCCCUCGGGCUCUGAAGGACUCUGCGGAGGAAGCCUGCCCCCACCUGUGUGAAGGACUCACUGGGGCGGGGAGUCGGCCC